CAUGAAGCUAAAAUUAAGAGUUAUUAUUGAAGUUAGUCUCAUUGUCAUGAACGCAGACCCAGCUGUUGUGCAGAGAGAAAAUGAAAAGUGAGAGAAAUUAUUAUUUCUUGUGUCUUGUGUUUUUGACUUCAUUUUUUGUGGUGGUUGGUGCUGCAGAAAACAAAUGGAGAUGCGACGGUUCCAUGGCAAAAUGUGGAGAAAUAGGUGAAGAAGAAUUCUCAAUGGAAUCUGAAUCAACUCAAAGGAUUGUUGGUGAAGUACCCAAGUACAUAUCUCCAGGAGCUCUGAGAGGCGAUUUACCAGCCUGUGGGAAAACAGCAAGAGGUGAUCCUUAUAGUAAAACAUGCUUACCUCCACGAUCAAAUUCCUAUCAAAGGGGUUGCUCUAAGUAUUACAGGUGCCGGGGAUGAAGAUUGACUUUAUUAUCAAAUGCUCAACAAAAUGUGAUUAGUCAGUUCCCUUCUUCAAUUUCUUUGAUAAUAAUAAUUGUUUUCCAUUCCAUGGCAUUGCUGCAUAAUUGUUUGUAUUGAUUUCUUCUCAGCAGAUUUAACACAAUUUAGUCUCCA
This is a messenger RNA of Mangifera indica (mango), 566 nucleotides long. Its product is annotated as protein RALF-like 32. The coding region runs from base 81 to 410 and encodes 109 amino acids. The transcript has a single exon. Lineage: Eukaryota; Viridiplantae; Streptophyta; Magnoliopsida; Sapindales; Anacardiaceae. The record is from RefSeq and is a predicted model, not a curated record.